Molecule: messenger RNA, 1009 nt
Organism: Capsella rubella
Lineage: Eukaryota; Viridiplantae; Streptophyta; Magnoliopsida; Brassicales; Brassicaceae
Product: transcription factor MYB34
Exons: 3
Coding region: 147-905 (252 amino acids)
Source: RefSeq, a predicted model, not a curated record
AAAGGCUGUAUCAAUCAGAAAGCCAUCAAUACUUUCAUAUUAAACUAUUUUCUUUCAUUAAAAACUUUCCGAUCUCUCUUCUUUUUUUUUCUAAGGUUGUCAACACGUACGUAGUGAUAUCAGAUUGGCGGGGCUGAGAGGUUUUCAUGGGGAGAGCGACGUGGUUUGAGGCCGACGGGACCAAGAGAGGAGAAUGGACGGAGGAGGAAGACCAGAAACUCGUCGCUUACAUCGACGAGUACGGCGUUGGUGACUGGCGUUUUCUCCCUGAACGAGCUGGUUUGCGGAGAUGUGGGAAGAGCUGCAGAUUAAGGUGGCUUAAUUUUCUAAGGCCCGGGAUUAAUAAAGGCAAAUUCACUCCUCAAGAAGAACAAACUAUCAUUAGUUUACAUUCUGUUCUCGGGAACAGGUGGGCAGCCAUAGCACAGCAGAUGCCGAAUCGAUCAGACAAUGACAUCAAGAACCAUUGGAACUCUUGUCUCAAGAAAAGACUCGAGAGAAACGGAAUCAACCCAGUGACCCACCAGCCAUUCGUCAGUAACCUCGUUGUCAAAACGUCGCUGUUUAACACAGAAUGCAGUAGCUCUUCUUCCGCUAACGCGAGUCCAUCUUUCUCCUCCGGCUCCGCAUGUCUCCUAAAUAAGAUCGCGACUGGUAUCUCAUCUAGACAGCACUGUGUCGACAGGAUGAAGAACAUCUUGUCGGGUUCAAGAACCACAAGCAUCCAUUGUCACGAAGAAGAAGAAGAUGAAGGGGAAGAGUUGAACAGGGAUGAUCAUGAGAAGAUAUUAGCUAGUGGCUAUCAAGAAGAAGACUUUCUAAUGUGGGACGAGGAAGAGUUGAGACGUUUCAUGGAAGAGAUUGGCGUAAUGGAGUUUGGCACGACGUCGUACGAUUGUAAUUGAUUUGGAGUGUUCAUACUAGCGUACAUAAUGAUCAUCAUAUCCCCUUUGAUGAUCAAUAAUUUAGUUUGGUUAGAUCAUCGAUCAUUUAGUAGUUAAUUUGCUUA